This is a messenger RNA of Poecile atricapillus (Black-capped chickadee), 519 nucleotides long. RefSeq names its product proline-rich protein 9-like. The record is from RefSeq and is a predicted model, not a curated record. The coding region runs from base 1 to 519 and encodes 172 amino acids. NCBI's taxonomy places the organism in Eukaryota, Metazoa, Chordata, Aves, Passeriformes, Paridae. The transcript has a single exon.
AUGUCCUACUACUACGAGCAGUGCAAGCAGCCCUGCCUGCCGCCUCCCAUCUGCCUGCAGAAAUGCGCCAAGUGCCCGGAGCCCUGCGCCGCGCAGUGCGUCGAGGUCUGCCAGGCCCCCUGCGCCAGCGUGCCGCAGUGCUCCGACGUCUGCGCCGCGCCCUGCGUGCCGCAAUGCGCCGACGUCUGCGCCACCACCUGCGCCACCACCUGCGCCACGCAGUGCGCGGAGCCCUGCGUCCCGCAAUGCGUCGACGUUUGCGCCACCACCUGCGCCCCGCAGUGCGUCGACGUUUGCGCCAGCAGCUGCGCCCCGCAGUGCGUGGAUGUCUGCCCCGCCCAGUGCCCCACCCAGUGCCCCGCCCAGUGCCCCACCCAGUGCCCCACCCAGUGCCCCACCCAGUGCGCGGAGCCCUGCGUCACCAAGUGCGUGGAGCAGUGCCAGGCCGAGGUUUGCAGCGCCAAGUGCGUGGAGUCGUGCGAGACCGUGUGCCUGGAGCCCUGCUCCCGCCCCUGCUGA